Ctenopharyngodon idella (grass carp) is the source of this 5761-nucleotide messenger RNA. RefSeq names its product zinc finger protein 513. Lineage: Eukaryota; Metazoa; Chordata; Actinopteri; Cypriniformes; Xenocyprididae. Gene Ontology annotation, biological process: regulation of transcription by RNA polymerase II. Gene Ontology annotation, molecular function: DNA-binding transcription factor activity; RNA polymerase II cis-regulatory region sequence-specific DNA binding. The record is from RefSeq and is a predicted model, not a curated record. The transcript has 4 exons. The coding region runs from base 640 to 2289 and encodes 549 amino acids.
UUCACACUGAACUCUUUCAAUCACUUCCUGUGCUGCACAUUCCCAUCACAACAACUCCAGCAGCAAUGAAACUUGUAUACUUUCACUUCUUCAAUUCAUGGAGACACUUCACAGGGAUAAAAAUUAACAUGGACUAAUAAUUACUCAUGGAGAGACGUUGAUAUUCCCGCUGCUGGCUGUCCAGUGGUUAUAAACACUGGACUUUUAUUGUAUGUUCUCUUUUUGGGCUAGCUAGUCAUGCUAGUUAGCCUUCGACUGAUAACAAGAUAAACACAAAUUCAAUCUAAAAUAUCUUCAUUUUUUCAUUGAUGUCGAUUAAAAUCAGGCUACAGCCGUCAGCUUCGCGAUGUGAGGGUCAUAUAAUCGUAUAUGACUGUUUCUGCAGUCCUGUCUGUGUAUUAUGUAUGAAGUUUAAUUUUAGCUCACGCUAACAGAAAUAAUACGAAUUUCAGUUGUUUGGCUUUUUGGAUAUGAUUUUUGGGAAUACACAUGAUAAAACGUGUUUAAUUCUGGGUUUAUGAGUGAAUUGAGGAACUCUUUGUUCUGGGGAGGAAGAGAAAAAUGAGGAAGAGGAAGACGAUGGUGAUGAAGAUCAGCUCAACAGGGAACUGCUGAUUAUUAACAGACACAUUCAGAAAAAUGCCCAGAAGAAAACAGUCCAACCCACAGCCUGUCAAAUUGGGAGCUGAAGAUGCUGCAGCAGUUGGCAAUCAGGAAAACCUCGUCCUGGAGAGUGACUUCCUCCUCGAACAGGAGCUGGGCUUUGGAGAAAAUGACUACAGGAUUGUUGGUUUUGAGCGGGACUCAGACUCCGUCACUGCUGACAUGGGAAUGCCGGUGUAUGGCUUCAGUGAUGAGGACUGCUCAGGCUACAACCGUCUCGGCAUGGAAAGUGACUUCGAGGACCCGCGAGACACAGAGAGCGAGCGGGAGGAGAUGGGCCCCGACGCCGCGUUCGCACCAUACCUCUCCUGCAGGCAGUGCGGCCAGCUGCUCGGCGACCCCCUGAGCGGGGCGCUGGAUCUCGCAGGUCUGUACUGCCUCCAGUGCGGAGCCGAGGGUGGAGAUGCUGACCGCCAGGACAGACCAUUAGAGGAAGCCCACCCGGCCGACAGCGUGCAAGGGAGGAUAAACCGAGGCAGAUCCACGUCCGAUGGAAGCGCUUGUAAAACAUACUCGUGCAAACUGUGCAGUUUCAGCUCACGUUACUCUAAUCACUUGAAGCGGCACAUGAAAACACACAACGGCGAGAAACCGUACCAGUGCCAGCACUGCUCAUAUGCCUCCGCCCAGCUGGUGAACCUGCAGAGGCACGUGCGCACACACACGGGCGAGAAGCCAUACAAAUGCGAGUUCUGCACAUUUGCAUGCAACUCUCUGGGUAACCUGAAGAGACACCAGCGCAUGCACACGCAGGAGAAAGACCUCAACUGCAGCGAGUGCGAUUUCCGUGCAAACAACAGCCACUCUUUAAAGAAACACAUGAUGAGCCACAAGGAGGACAAAUCUACAGCCUUAACGGAAGAGUCGGUGGUGUCUGACCUCACUCUCCACAUCAGCAAUGACUCUGACUUCCUCCAAAGCUAUGACACCCUACGAACGGACCGCCAUCCUCCCUCCCUGCUGCACACUGAGGGUUUGGCCAAAGAGUCGGACCCUCUGCCUGAGCUGCUAUUUCCCUUCACGUGCCGCGUGUGCGGCGUGGUACUGGAGGACGAGGAGGGCGCGACGGCGCAAAUCUGCAGCAAAUGCACAUUAGACAUGUUGUCCAAAAGCUCCCCCACUAGCCCGGAGAAAAGCGACAAGCUGUACUCAUGCACGUCAUGUCCAUUCGUCACACAGUACCCCAACCAUCUCGCCCGCCACAUGAAGACUCACAGCGGCGAGAAGCCCUACAAGUGCCCGCAGUGCAAUUACGCGUCCGCCCACUUCGACAACCUCAAGCGGCACCACCGCGUGCACACGGGCGAGAAGCCGUACAAAUGCCGCGUGUGCGACUACGCUUGCGGCAACUUGGCGAAUCUGAAGCGGCACGAGCGCAUCCACUCAGGUGCCAAGCCGUUCCAGUGCAGCGUGUGCAGUUACAGCUGCAACCAGAGCAUGAACCUGAAACGCCACAUGCUGCGGCACACCGGCGAGAAGCCCUUUAAGUGCCAGGAGUGCGGCUACACCACAGGCCACUGGGACAAUUACAAACGCCACCAAAAGAAGCACGGCCACUCCGCCGAAGGGUGGCUCAAGAUGCAGCUACCAGAGAAAGAGGAUGAGGAUGAGGAAGGAGAAAUGUAGUGAGAUCUCUCUAUUGAUGUCUAACUCCAGUUGCCUUAUUUUUAUCUGAGGAAUCCAUGCUGUAACAGUGCGUCACGACAUGGCCGGUUUGCUGUUUUUUUUUGUUUUGUUUUUGUUGUUUUUUUUUCACAUGGAAUUUGAUUGUAUUUUGUAUUUUGUCCAAGUGUUUACAGCAGCUGAUCACAGAAUCACAGGUUUGCUAUUUAAGGCUGUCAUCUCAAUCUCAAAGAGCACAUUUAUGCACCACUGGGUGAAUUUCACAAAAACACCAAAAUUAAAAGGACAUAAAAAAAUCAUAUUUUGGUAACACUUUACUAUAAGGCCUCAUUUGUUAACAUUAGUUAAUGCAUUAGUUAACAUGAACUAACUAUGAACAAUAUAUUUUUACAGCAUCUAUUAAAGGGAUAGUUCAACCGAAAAUAUAAAUUAUCCCAUCUUUUACUCACCCUCAAGCCAUCCUAGGUGUAUAUGACCUUCUUUCAAACAAACACAGUCAGAGAUAUAUUUAAAAAUACCCUGGCUCUUCCAAGCUUUAUAUUGAUAGAGAAUGGGGGGCGUGUUUUGAAGCCCCCCCAAAAAUGCAUCCAUCCAUCAGGGGGUUAAUAAAGGCUUUCUGAAGUGAAGCACUGGGUUUUUGUAAGAUAAAAAUAUAAAGUAUAUAAAGUACAAGUGCCCAAAAUAAAUGCACACUAUAUAUAUUAUAAUAUAUAUAUAUAUAUAUAUAUUAUAAAGUAUAAUAACUAGCUUCUGGCAGAUGGCCGUAUGCAUCGAUUUGCGGUAGACAAGUAACCUCUGACCCGCAUGACACAUUGACGAAUGUAGAAGCGCAGAGGGUAGAGCAAAACAAAACAGUAUGCGUUCCAUCGUCUGGCAGAAGCUAGUUAUUUUACUUCAAAGUUGAAAUAUGGAUAUAUAAAAACGCAUUGCUUCACUUCAGAAGGUUUUUAUGAACCCCCUGGAGCCAUAUGGAUUACUUUUAUGAUGGAUGGAUGCAUUUAUUUUGGGCUUCAGAACAUGUCCCCUGUUCACUACCGUUAUAAAUUUUGGAAGAGCCAGGAUAUUUUUAAAUAUAUCUCUGAUUGUGUUUGUCUAAAAGAAGAUAGUCAUAUACAUCUAGGAUGGCUUGAGGGUGAGUAAAUCAUGGGAUAAUUUUCAUUUUUGCGUGAACUAUCCCUUUAACUUUUGUUGAUGGUAGUUAAUAAAAAUACAGUUGUUCAUUGUUUGUUCACAGUGCAUUAAAUAAUGUUAACAGAUACCACUUUUGAUUUUAAUAAAUGUUGUGUUUAACAUUACCUAAGAUUAAUAAAUGCUGUAGAAGUAUUGUUUAUCUUCAGAUCAUGUUAACUGUAGUUAACUAGUGUCAACAAAUGAAACUUUAUUGUAAAGUGUUACCCAUAUUUUGCAUAAAGAAAUUGAGGCCUGUUUCUUUGGACCAUUAAAAAAUUUCUUGCAUUGCGAAAAUCUUUUAGACUAUUUUUUUUAAUGUACAUUUAUGACAUUUUUUAGAUUUUUUGUAAUGUAUUAUUUUUUGUAGUUACUGUUGCAGUAAAACACUUGAUAUUUAAAAAUAAUAAAUUAAUGUACAUUUCAAAGCGCAGCACAACAUAUACCACCGUGAUGUGCACCGUCUUUUUCACAUCACAGUGAUGAGAAAGAUUUUUUUUGUUUGUGUGCUGUCAUGAAAAUGUCAGACUGCAAAAAAUAAAUCCUACAAUCAGACCUCCGUUUCUUUUAUGCAAAAUAUAACUUAUUAUUUUUUCUUUUUAAUUUGGGAUAAAAUAUAUUCUUGAUGCACUUUGUGAGAUUCACUACAGAGCCCCUAAAGCGACAUGGGAGGACAUGUUUUGCGUUCCCCCAAGAAAAUUUGCUUUCAUUUGCAAAAUGUUUGGGUUCCUCUAAGAAACUUUGUGCAUAAGUUUUGUGAGAGAAUGCAAACGCAUUGAAAUAUAAUUUUUCCUCCCAUCUCAUUUUUUUUUUUUUUUUUCCCCCAUCACCAUGUCACUUUAGGGGCUCUGUAGAUUCACACCUCUGCUGUUAUGGAUUCUAGUGGAAUUGCUGAAUUAAAAAAUGAGUCACCUUGUUCCAAGCUGAUGCAGCAGCUGUAGUUGUGUUUUACUGUGUUUCAUGAGGGAUUUGAUGACACUGAAGAUGUCUGGCUGCUACUGUAUGUUCACUUAUGCACAAUGACAGUGAUGUUGCCUUGUCUUGGGGAGGUGCUGCACCUCCUUCCCUCAUUUACUGUAUAUGAAUUUCCUGGUGCCACUGCAAAAUGCUGCACUGAUCGGGGGUCUCGUCCGCCUCCAGCACACUCAUUGAUUUUCCAGGGCAUUAGAGGGACGCGUAUGAGUGAGUCUCACGAAAACUGUUCAGAAACGCUAGCUUCGUAUUUAACUCCAAAAUGAUAAUCAAGGGAAUGUUUUGCAUGAAGAAUACAAAGGUAUUCUUUUUGUUUUGUUUUGUUUUUUUUUUUGUUUUUUUUUUGCAUUGUGACAUUACUGUCCACCUCUACAAUUCUACAAUGUUCAUUACUAUAUUGUCAAAAAAAAAAGUAUAUAAAUUGUACAGUUAUUGUAAUUAUUGUGGUAGUAUAUUAUGUUCUAUCCCUUGUCUUGAAAUUGUCACAAUGCAAAAAAAGUAAUAAUGGUCCUAAAAUAGGCCUCAUUUUCUUUAUGCAGUUGUGUGUGUGUGUGUGUGUGUGUGUGUGUGUGUGUGUGUGUGUGUGUGUGUGUGUGUGUGUGUGUGUGUUGAAAAUGACCCAGAUAUGUUUUCAUUCACAAUUAUGUGUGUGUGCGUUUGUGUGUCUUUUGUUUGACUUUAAAAUAUUUCCUUCAGUUUUAUUUAGAUUAAAGUGUGAUGCCUACUGUGAGAUUUUCUCUUAAGAAAAGUAAUCAUGGAAACCUGUAAAGGUUUAUUUUCUCACACGGUCAGUGAGAAAGAUCCUGUUUUGCUUCAUUCUUUUAGUUGUGCAAACCAGUUCAUGAAGAAGAAGGUGGAGACCACACAUUAAUAAUCUCUUUUUUAAAACACAUGCAUUGAUUUGUGAACAGGUCACAUUCAAAACAAACAUUUAAACAUUUUGUACACAGUCAAUUUGAUACAUAUUUGAUAUUAAUUGGUCCUCCCUUUUGUCCGAUUUCGCUCUGUUACAGAACUGGCACAGUCACUCUGAAAUACACAGCAAGAGUUCAGUGCAAUCAGGGAAUUAAUGAAAUAGAUGCACAGCACUGAAUCCAAUGACAUUUGCUUUGCCAUAUAGUGUAAUAUGAUUAUUUAUGUACUGUAUUUUCGUGGGUUUCAUUAGCUUUCUGAUUUUUGUACACAAAUUGUUGAUCUGAAAAACUGUCAAGUGGCCUUUGGUUUCAUAAUAAAGAUGUUUUUAACCUUUUAUUAAAAUAGCUGAGUUAAGACAUGUGUAACAACAAACAGGACAAAAUUGAAGUUCUGAAGAAUAAAUAUUUAGUACAACACGUAA